AUGUCGCGUGCAGUAACUUUAAAUCAAACACAAAUUCACGAAGAGAUCGAGACUGCGUCUGAAACUAUCAAAAAUUGCCUUUCCGAAUACCAUUCCUCUCCACAGCAACAGCAGUCUCAAAGUCGAACAACGUAUCCAUCAAAUGUUUCGUUGGUAAAAAAGUCUGACGACUGUGGUGACUACAAUAAUACGCAAAAAGGCGAGGCCGCAGUAACUGAGGAAAAAGGUUUUGAGAACAGCGAAGCUGAUGUUGAGCCAAGUUCAAUAACCACCAGGAAGAAACCUUUGGAACAGGCUGUUAUUGAUGUCUAUCUUCAGAGGAAUAAGCAUAAGCUUUACCCUUGCCGAAAAUGUAGAAUACAGUUUCCAUCUCGAGAAUAUCUCAGUCGACACACAGUUUAUCAUACUGAGAACGAAACAUUGAUAUAUAAAUGCCGUUAUUGCCCUCAGAAAUAUGCUUCUGAAAGGGCAUUAAAUAGUCAUUUAGAAGUUCAUUCCACAGAUUCUAACUUUAUUUGUAGACGAUGUAGUGCGCCGUUCAGGUCUAUGCUGGCAUUAAGACGUCACAAAGACCGUUGUCGAGAGUGCAUGAGCCCUCCAGUCGGGAUUUCUGUUGAUUAUAGAUUGUUGCCACCUGCUUCAAGUGUGUAUGAUGAAUAUGCGUUUAUCGAUGCUGAAGAAGCAGUUACACACCUUCAUUUGUCAACCUUGGACGAAGACGUUAUGGCUGCAAAGGGACCAGAUUCUGGGCUUGGUUCAGAAGGAUCUAAUCAUUCAUAUACUACUAGUCCAGCCCGGUCUUCGGUGCAUCUUGAAGACGAUGAAGGUUUCGAAGCAGAUGGAAAGCGUAAUGUACCUGCCUUACCAAAGUUACGCUUUACCUUACCUCCAAAAAUAUCGCAGGAAAAAAAGAAGAAAGAUGACGACGAAGAGCCUGGUUAUCGUAGCCGUUUUAGUUCUAUUACUCAGUCAGGCUCUUCAAGCGGAGUUUCUAAUAAUUCUCCUGAUGGUGGAAGCCCAGCUCGGCGUAUGUCAGUGGUCGAAAUUCAUGACAAAAAUUUGAACAGUUACGGUCACUACAACAGUUUUAUGGGUUCCAAUCAUGGUCCAAUUUCAUCAAGUACUCAUACAUAUGCUAGCGACAGUGCUGUUGGGCAGUCAAUUGGUUUAGGUUAUUCUGACGUACGAGUCAGUUCGCUUGGUACAGCUGAUCGAAUAUCAACAACUACGGACGUGCUGCUGUUACGAGUAGUAUCCUUUGCUCCACCUGCAGUUAAAGCAAAAUCGGACACAUUAGUUGUUACCGAAGUUUUGAAUACAGCGUUACAACGAAUUUGUGAUGAAAGUAUUGUGAACACCAAUUUUUGCGCUCUUAAAUGGCUGUUGUACAGAAGAGCUGCUGUUCACUGGAUGACAUUUGGAACGUUAACGUUAUUCAUUCGUCUUAUGGCAUUUUUGCUCUCAGAAGUGCAUGUUGUUGAAAGCGGCUGUUGCAGUAGAGAUGGAAGUGCUGAAGCUGUUGCUGUAGCAUAUAAAAGGGCCAUUAGUUGGUCGAUGUUGUACAGCAUCGAAGUCUCCUAUUUGCGGUUUGGUUCCUCUGAUCUUAUUCUAAAUAUUGCAGCUGGUUAA
Messenger RNA from Enterobius vermicularis (human pinworm), 1629 nucleotides. The record is from the annotation of a GenBank genome assembly. Lineage: Eukaryota; Metazoa; Nematoda; Chromadorea; Rhabditida; Oxyuridae.